AUGAUUUACAGAACGAAGCAAUUGCUCGUCACCAACACAUUGCAAGCCAUAGGAGUCGGAAUCAUGCUCGGCGCGAUCUACAUCAACAUCGGAUUAGACAAAUCGGGGAUCGAGAAGCGAUUAGGUCUCUUCACGUACACACUCAUCUUCCUCCUCUCCUCCACCACCGAAACCCUCCCGAUCUUCAUCAACGAGCGACCAAUCCUCCUCCGAGAAGCCUCCAGCGGUGUCUACCGCCUCUCCUCCUACCUAAUCGCCAACACGCUCGUCUUCAUCCCCUACCUCCUCGCCAUGCAAUUGUCUUCCCUGCUUCUGUUUACUUCCUAUAUUCAUGUUUCAAUUGCUCAUAUUCUUCAGCUUCAAUUUUGGGGAAAAAACGUUCUGUUUUCUAUAUGCUUUCAGGUCAAUUUAGAAGCAAGUGAAAAGGUCCUGGAACUUGAACAGAAGUACAACGAAAUACGGAAGCCUGUCUAUGAUAAGCGAAAUGACAUCAUUAAAUCCAUUCCUGAUUUCUGGUUGACUGCUUUUAUGAGUCAUCCUGCACUCAGUGAACUUUUGACUGAUGAGGACCAAAAGAUAUUCAAGUAUUUGAGUAAGCUUGAAGUUGAGGAUUGCAAAGAUGUGAAAUCUGGUUACUCCAUUACGUUUCACUUCGAGUCCAAUCCUUACUUUGAAGAUGCUAUACUCACAAAGACCUUUACAUUCUUUGAGGAAGGAACAACCGAAAUCUCAGCAACAGCAAUAACCUGGAAAGAAGGCAUGGGCAUUCCUAUUGGUGUUGCUGCUGAAGAGAAGAAAGGAAACAAGCGGCCUAAAGCUGAUGAGAGCUUCUUUUCCUGGUUCAACAACAUCCAGCAUAGUAGUAAUUUGGAAGAGAUACAUGAUGAGGUUGCUGAAAUUAUCAAGGAUGAUCUAUGGCCCAAUCCCCUUAGAUAUUUUAACAACGAGGCUGCUGAUGAAGAGGGGUCUGAAAUGGAUGAUGAUGAGGACAAGGACAGUGAUGGCUCUGAAGAUGAUGAUGAUGAUGACCAAGAUGAUGACGAAAAUGAAGAUUAAAAAAGAUAGGCUAUACUCCAGAAAGUUCUGUUUACUGGUUUCCAUAAACUAUCAUGUUUCUGUAAAUUCGUUUAUAGGUUUCUGCAGGUUUUAAACCUAAUUGUCUCUGCUUGAAUUCGUGUGUCGGGUAUUCACACUUCUAACUCGUGCUAUCUACUGAUAAAUUCCGUGUC
Molecule: messenger RNA, 1229 nt
Organism: Salvia hispanica
Lineage: Eukaryota; Viridiplantae; Streptophyta; Magnoliopsida; Lamiales; Lamiaceae
Source: RefSeq, a predicted model, not a curated record